AAAAAUCAUAUUUUAUUUCAAUAUAUUCAAUUUCAAACAUUUUUGUUUUAAAUAUUUAAAUUUAAAUUUUCAUACAAUAUAUUGAGUAAGCUAUUUGGAGUUAAAUAAUGACGGGGUAAAAUGGGAGGAUGUUUAACAAUAGAAAGGGAAGAAAUUCGUGCAAGACGUCGGAGCCAGGAAAUUGAUCGUCAGCUUGGAGAAUCGGCAAAACAACAGAGCAAUGUUAUUAAAAUAUUGCUUUUGGGUGCAGGGGAAAGUGGCAAAAGUACUCUGGUUAAACAAAUGAAAAUAAUUCACACGGAUGGAUUUACUAAAGCUGAAUUAAGCAGUUUCAGGCCAACGGUGUUGGAUAAUUUAUUGGCAUCAAUGAAGUAUGUUCUGGCUGGAAUGGGAUUAUUGCGAAUAAAUCUUGAAUACGCUAGAAAUAAAAUUCACGCACAAACUGUUUUAUCAAGCACCAGUUGUUUUGAUUUAAGUUUUUGUGUUUUACCAGAAGUAGCUGCUGCGUUGCAAGCUUUAUGGUCUGAUCGUGGUGUUCGAUUGGCUGUAGCCAGAGGCUACGAAUAUGAGUUGAAUGAUUCUGCUUUAUAUUUAUUUGAAAAUAUGGAUCGUAUCUGUGAUGCUAAAUAUGUCCCAAACCCGACGGAUGUUCUUCGAGCUAGAGUUCGAACACAAGGUAUAAUGGAAACUAGAUUCCGUGUUGCGGAUGGAACUGUGAUAAGUAUGUACGAUGUUGGUGGCCAACGAUCUCAAAGACGAAAAUGGAUUUAUUGUUUUGAUGAUGUUCGUGCCGUACUUUUCGUCGUUGCUUUGAGUGGUUACGAUAUGACCUUGGUGGAAGAUCCAAACGUGAAUCGUUUAGAAGAAAGUUUAAAUUUAUUUCAACAGAUUGUGAAUAACCCAUUUUUUCGAGAUGCAUCAUUUGUUUUAUUUCUAAAUAAAUUGGAUUUAUUUCGAGAGAAAAUUUUACAUUCAGAUCGACAUUUAAGAGUGUACUUUCCAGAUUAUGCAGGACCUGACAAAGACGUUGAUCGUGCAGCUCUUUUUAUCCAACACAAGUUUUCAUUACGCAAUAAUAACUCAAGAAGAGUUUUAUAUCCACAUUUUACAACAGCAACGGAUACAGCAAAUGUUCAAGCAGUUUUUCAAUUAGUUAUGGAUAUGGUAAUAUCUGAUAAUUUAGGGCAAGUAACGUUACUUUAAUGAAUCAUUAUAGCAAGUCUAUUCACUGAAGAAAUAAUUUCAAAUGAAUAUUUUAAGUACGAUACUUUUUUAAAGACACUGUACUUUGUAACUGCAGUGGCAUCUUAAUAUUGUUGUAGUUUGACUCUACUAUUUUGAAACUAAUCCUUCGUUUGGAGGCAGGAAUGCCUUUAAAGUAUUCUAUUGAUGCUCGAGGUGAUUACAAAAUAGCGAAAACUUUCUUUAACGAGACUUUCGUCACAACACUUGUGUUUCAACAUUUCGUACUCCAUUCUGUAACUACUAUUCGAUUGUAGUUCAACGAACAAUGUUCGAAAAGAAGCUUACUCCUUUCUCAACAUAAUUCAAAAUUCAAGUAAUGAUGCUUUAUUUUCAAAAAUCACUUGAAGUUAUUAUUUUAUUUACCUUUUGCUUUUAAAAUUAAAAAUUAUCGUAGGUCUAGUCGUUACG
Chrysoperla carnea is the source of this 1653-nucleotide messenger RNA. RefSeq names its product guanine nucleotide-binding protein G(o) subunit alpha-like. The transcript has 6 exons. The record is from RefSeq and is a predicted model, not a curated record. Gene Ontology annotation, biological process: adenylate cyclase-modulating G protein-coupled receptor signaling pathway; Rho protein signal transduction. Gene Ontology annotation, cellular component: heterotrimeric G-protein complex. The coding region runs from base 121 to 1203 and encodes 360 amino acids. Gene Ontology annotation, molecular function: guanyl nucleotide binding; G-protein beta/gamma-subunit complex binding; GTPase activity. NCBI's taxonomy places the organism in Eukaryota, Metazoa, Arthropoda, Insecta, Neuroptera, Chrysopidae.